AUGGUGAUUGAAGAAGCUUAUGUCUUGUGUUCGCGAAAGGAACAAGAUGAAGACUGGGCUGGGGAAGGCUCCGAUGAAGAUGAUAACAAUGAUGAUGACGAUGAUCUGGAUAUUUCUGAUGACGAUGCUGAAUUUAAGAAACGCAGGGGUAGACAACAAGGUAGGGGUGGACGUAGUGUUAAGUCUACAAGAGAACUUAAAUCAUUUACGUCAUCUAGUCGAAGGAAAAAAGGCAGAAUCUCAUCUGUGGAGGAAUAUUCAUCCGAAAAGAACUCAGAAAAUGAUAGUGAUGAGGAUUUUGGAAGUAUGGCGAGGAGAGCUGCACAUCUCCGCAGAAACAAUGUUGGUCGGUCCACUUCUGCUAAUAUUUCUGGAAGGAACAGCGAACUUCGAACUUCAAGUCGUUCAGUGCGGAAGGUAUCAUAUGUUGAAAGCGAAGAAAGUGAAGAAGAUGAUGAGGGAAAGAAAAAAAAGAGCCAAAAGGAGGAGAUUGAAGAGGAAGAUGGUGACUCAAUCGAGAAGGUGCUAUGGCAUCAGCCAAAGGGCAUGGCUGAAGAAGCUUUAAGGAACAAUAAAACAACAGAACCUGUGUUGUUAAGCCAUUUGUUUGAUUCUGAACCAGAUUGGAAUGAGAUUGAAUUUUUAAUAAAAUGGAAAGGCCAGUCACAUUUGCAUUGUCAGUGGAAAUCAUUUUCUGAGCUACAAAAUCUUAGUGGUUUUAAGAAGGUUCUAAAUUACUGCAAAAGGGUGAUGGAGGACGUGAAGUAUCGGAAGAAAUUUUCUCGGGAGGAGAUUGAGGUCAAUGAUGUGAGCAAGGAAAUGGAUCUGGAUAUCAUCAAGCAAAAUAGUCAGGUGGAAAGAAUAAUUGCUGACAGAAUCAGUAAAGACAGUUCAGGUGAUGUAGUGCCAGAGUAUUUAGUCAAAUGGCAAGGCCUGUCUUAUGCUGAAGCAACUUGGGAGAAGGACGUGGAUAUUGCAUUUGCUCAAGAUGCCAUUGAUGAGUACAAGGCACGCGAAGCUUCGUUGACGGUACAAGGAAAACUGGUAGAUUUCCAGCGGAGAAAGAGCAAAGCAAGUUUGAGGAAGCUUGAUGAACAGCCUGAAUGGUUGAAGGGGGGUAAACUUCGAGAUUAUCAACUUGAGGGGUUGAAUUUUCUUGUUAACAGUUGGAGAAAUGAUACAAAUGUCAUACUAGCUGACGAAAUGGGUCUUGGUAAAACCGUUCAGUCAGUUUCUAUGCUUGGGUUUUUACAGAAUGCACAACAAAUACAUGGGCCAUUUCUUGUUGUUGUACCGCUUUCAACCUUGUCGAAUUGGGCAAAAGAGUUCAAAAAAUGGCUGUCUAGCAUGAAUGUUAUUGUAUAUGUCGGAACUCGUUCGAGCCGAGAGGUUUGUCAGCAAUAUGAAUUUUACAAUGAUAAGAAAACUGGCCGGACUACAAAAUUUGAUGCUCUUUUGACUACAUAUGAAGUACUAUUGAAGGAUAAGGCAGUGCUCUCUAAGAUCAAAUGGAAUUAUCUUAUGGUUGAUGAAGCACAUAGGUUGAAGAAUAGUGAAGCUUCGUUGUAUACAACACUCUUGGAAUUUAGCACCAAAAACAAGUUGCUCAUUACUGGUACUCCAUUGCAAAACAGUGUUGAAGAGCUCUGGGCUCUCCUUCACUUUCUUGAUCCUGAUAAGUUCAAGAAUAAGGAUGAAUUCGUUCAGAAUUACAAGAAUCUUAAUUCAUUUAGUGAGAAUGAGCUUGCUAAUCUUCACAUGGAAUUGAGGCCUCACAUUCUUCGUAGAGUUAUCAAGGAUGUGGAAAAGUCAUUGCCUCCAAAGAUUGAACGUAUUCUUAGGGUUGAGAUGUCCCCUCUUCAGAAACAGUACUACAAGUGGAUUUUGGAACGCAACUUCCAAGAUUUGAACAAAGGAGUUCGUGGGAAUCAGGUUUCGCUUUUAAACAUUGUGGUAGAGUUGAAGAAAUGUUGCAAUCAUCCGUUUCUAUUUGAAAGUGCAGACCAUGGCUAUGGGGGGGAAUCAAAUAUUACUGGUAGCAGUAAACUGGAGCGAAUUAUUCUAAGCAGUGGAAAGCUAGUUAUACUUGAUAAGCUGCUGGACAGGUUGCAUGAAACAAAUCACCGCAUUUUAAUCUUUUCUCAGAUGGUUAGGAUGUUGGAUAUACUGGCAGAAUAUUUGUCACUCAAAGGGUUCCAAUAUCAAAGGCUUGAUGGUAGCACGAAGGCUGAGUUGCGACAGCAGGCUAUGGACCAUUUUAAUGCACCUGGUAGUGAUGAUUUCUGUUUCCUCCUUUCAACUCGUGCAGGCGGAUUAGGUAUUAAUCUUGCAACAGCAGACACGGUUAUCAUAUUUGAUUCAGACUGGAAUCCUCAAAAUGACUUGCAGGCAAUGAGUAGAGCUCAUAGGAUUGGACAACAAGAAGUUGUCAAUAUAUACCGAUUUGUUACAAGCAAGAGUGUUGAGGAAGACAUCUUGGAGCGUGCUAAGAAGAAGAUGGUUCUUGACCAUUUGGUGAUUCAAAAACUAAAUGCGGAGGGCAGAUUGGAGAAGAAAGAAGCGAAAAAAGGGAGUUCCUUUGACAAAAAUGAACUGUCAGCAAUUUUGAGGUUUGGUGCUGAGGAACUAUUUAAGGAGGACAAAAAUGAAGAAGAAAGCAAAAAGAGGCUUCUAAGUAUGGAUAUUGAUGAAAUUCUUGAAAGAGCAGAAAAGGUUGAAGAGAAAGGAGCUGAUGAAGAGAAAGGGCAAGAAUUACUGGGUGCUUUCAAGGUUGCCAAUUUUGGUAGUGCUGAAGAUGACGGGAGUUUCUGGAGCCGCUGGAUAAAGCCAGAAGCUGUUGCCGAGGCUGAGGAAGCUUUAGCUCCUCGAGCUGCAAGAAACAUUAAGAGUUAUGCAGAGGCUAACUCAAUUGAGAAAACUAAUAAAAGGAAAAAGAAGGGAGUUGAGCCUCAGGAAAGAUUCUCAAAGCGCCGCAAGGCAGAUUUUGCCUAUUCAGCACCUGCGAUUGAAGGUGCGGCUGCUCAAGUAAGAGGAUGGUCUUAUGGGAACUUGUCAAAGAGAGACGCUACACGUUUCUUCCGUUCGGUUACCAAGUUUGGGAAUGACAGUCAAAUUAGCUUAAUAGCAUCAGAGGUAGGUGGAGCAGUUGAAGCUGCUCCAACAGAAGCACAGAUUGAGCUUUUUGAUGCAUUGAUUGACGGUUGUAGAGAAGCAGUUAAUGAGGGAAAUCUGGACACAAAGGAGCCUCUGUUGGAUUUUUUUGGUGUCCCUGUAAAAGCUGAUGAUCUACUAACCCGUGUCGAAGAACUUCAACUCCUAGCAAAGCGCAUUAACCGCUAUGAAGAUCCCAUCUCUCAAUUCCGGACUUUGAUGUACCUCAAACCUGCUUCCUGGUCUAAAGGUUGUGGCUGGAACCAGAAGGAUGACUCACGGCUGCUUCUGGGAAUUCACUAUCAUGGAUUUGGUAAUUGGGAAAAGAUAAGGUUAGAUGAAAGACUUGGUCUUAUGAAGAAGAUUGCUCCAGUGGAGCUUCAAUAUGGUGAAACUUUUCUACCACGAGCUCCCCAGUUGAGGGAUCGAGCUUCUCUGCUCUUAGAAAUGGUAGGUGAUAAUUUACAUUCUAAUGCUUUUAUGCUCAAACAGUGCUUAUUCAGUCUUAAGUUUCCUCAUUAUUUUUAUUUUUUGUAUUAACAGUAUACUUGCCUCUGCUCUUGAUCUGUUAAAUCCUUAAAAAGGCGAAGUGUGAAUCUCUAUGCUGCCAUUUAUGUCAAGGCAGAACUUGGUUCUAUUUGAUAGCAUAGUUUUGCAAGAGUUAUGUUUACAUAUUUGCAAGAUUGAUAUUUGAGGGAAAUUGCAAAUUAUGGUUUAAGUUGAAUUGUAUUGCUGAAUUAUUAAAAAGUAUGAUUUUGUAGAUGAAUGGGAUUAAUUGAUAUUGAAUAUUUGCAAAAGUUACUGGUACUGUUUCAGAUAGGAUAUUUUUGAUAUUGGGAAAAAUAAGUUUAGACAAUUGCAUUCUUUGAAGAACAGAUAUAUCCUCAACAUCCUAGGCCAAUGGCUUUUAGAACUCGGGGGGUUAGAGUUCCUAAUCGCUGGCCUUUGUGUGUUGGGAUGUAAAUGUGAUAAUAAUUCUCAAUGUGAAGAUGGGGAGGAUGAGAAUGAUGAGAAACUUGAUAUGUUUUUGACAUAUGAAUUUGGGCUGGGAUAUCUCACUCAGAAGCACAUUUGUGAUUUGGUCAAAUAUGCAAUAAAUGUUGGAUAGAUUUCCAUUUUUAUUUUUAUUUUUCACAUCACAUGGCCAUUUUUCCUAUUUUAUCCGAAUUCAUUGCUAAAUCCUACUUUAGACAAUCUUCCUUUACAUUAGAAUAAAGUCCAACCAUAAUUGGCAGGUGUUUUAUAUUGUAGAGUGUGGUUGCCUCAUGAAUCUUUCAAUUAAGUCUUGAUUAUGAGUGAGUCUUCUGUGGAGUCUAUAUGAAAGGUGAAGCUUUGCGGAAUAAUCCUAGUUAUUGAAUUUGAAUAUAUAGACAUUUAAUAGUUUCUUAAUUCAUGAAUGCAUAAUGUAGAUGAAUUUUAGUUGCUUAUGUAGGAUGACCAUAUUGCUGGUCUUAUAGCUUGAAUGAUUGUAGGCGACUUUGACUUGCAAGUUAAUUGAACAAAGUAAUCAAGGAAGCAAGGAUCAAAAUUUCCUUUUGAAACAGUUGAAACGUUUCUGUUUCGUAGGAGACCAAAACGGAUUAAUGGCGGAAUCAAAAUUCUGAUACUUCAAGUGUUUCAUAAUAUUUCGAGAUGUUUUAUAAUAUUUCAUUGCAUUUGCACAGUUGUCUUAUAAUGUUUCAAAAUAUUUCAAGAUACUU
This is a messenger RNA of Ilex paraguariensis (yerba mate), 4850 nucleotides long. The record is from the annotation of a GenBank genome assembly. NCBI's taxonomy places the organism in Eukaryota, Viridiplantae, Streptophyta, Magnoliopsida, Aquifoliales, Aquifoliaceae.